GAAGCAAGUUAGGACUCCAGAGGGGAAAGCACUUUACACCAUAGGCAGAUAGCAAGAGAGAGGAGGACGAGAGGAGGAAGGCAGGAAUACAGAGAGGCGGGGGGGGGGGGGGAGGGAGAGAGAGAAGGAGGGAGGAAGGGAGGGAGGAACAGAAAGUUUAUGUACAUAAACCUUUUCUUUUUUUUUUUUUUAAUGUAUUGUUGCACCUGGUAGCUAGCUUUACUGACACAGAAUUGAGAGCUCUGUUCGGUGCUUAAAUAGCUGAGAAACAAUGGGAUAGUGCAGGGAAGUUAACAAUUAACAGUCUCAGCUUAAAUUUUGUGACUGCAGGGAACUGGAAACACAGCUGCCUCUCUUUUCAACAAAAUCAGGUCUCCUGGUUAAGGGAAGAAUUUUUAUUAACAUCUUAGUUUCUGAAAAAUAAGCAGCUCCGAGUUGAAUGACUAUCGUGCAGUUAUGGUUUUAACCAGCCUGCUCAUAUUUAACUAUCUCUGCUCAUUUUAAAGAGGGAAGCUGAGAGAAGGGUAAUAAGGCUUCAGAAAUGUUUUUUACUUUACUUUUUUAAAUGAGAGUACAGAGCAAAAAAGGGAGCUGAAGCUAUCCAGCUGAAAAGAAGCAGCAAGGAAGAUGGGUCUGCUAAGUGUGGAUUUGUUGAUCACGCUUCAGAUCUUGCCUGUCUUUUUCUCCAAUUGCCUCUUCCUUGCUCUCUAUGACUCUGUGAUCCUCCUGAAGCACAUGGUGCUAUUUCUGAGCCGGUCCAAAUCUGGGCGCGGUGAGUGGCGGAGGAUGCUGACCUCGGAGGGGCUGCGCUGCGUCUGGAACAGUUUCCUCCUGGAUGCCUACAAGCAGGUGAAGUUGGGAGGAGAAGCCCCAAACUCCAGUGUAAUCCACAUAGCCAAGGACAGUGAUGGCAGCAGUAGCAGCUGGAAGAGUGUUGGUAGCAAGUGUGGAGCCAAAUGCCACCUUCUGGAUUUUGCCAACUCUGAGAGGCCACUUGUGGUCAACUUUGGUUCAGCUACCUGACCACCAUUCACAAGCCAGCUGUCAGCCUUCAGCAAGCUGGUGGAGGAGUUCUCUGGUGUGGCUGACUUUCUGUUGGUCUACAUCGAUGAGGCUCAUCCAUCAGAUGGCUGGGCUGCCCCUGGCAUCUCUUCCUCUUCAUUUGAAGUUAAGAAGCACAGGAACCAGGAAGACCGAUGUGCAGCUGCUCAUCAGCUCCUAGAGCACUUUUCCUUGCCGCCGCAGUGCCAAGUGGUGGCUGACUGCAUGGACAAUAAUGCCAAUGUGGCCUAUGGGGUUUCAUUCGAGAGAGUAUGCAUUGUGCAGAGACAAAAAAUUGCCUACCUGGGAGGCAAAGGCCCCUUUUUCUACAAUCUGCAGGAGGUUCGGCUUUGGCUGGAACAAAACUUCAGCAAAAGAUGAAAUCCACUCUCUGCAGAAGUUGUGUCAACAGAUGUGUCCCUUUAAGAUGAUGUAAAAGGGAAGAAAACAUAUGCUGGUUUGAAUAAGGCCUUUCAGAAGAUUGCAGGAGAACACAUUUGAUAACAAGGUCAAAUGCAUGUUAACUAGCAAAAUAAAAUAAAACGAUAACCCAACUACACAGAAACAUUAUUGUAUGAAAAAAAAUCCCACUCCUGCGCCCGCUACAGGACAGAAGAGGUAAAGAGGCGUCUGCAAAAAGGUGCUGCUUGUGAGUGGAGAUAAAAGACCUGUCUUGCAGUAACCUGUCUUACGAAGCAUCGGCUCUAGGGUGAGCCAGAGGUGCUGCUGCUGGGAAGGCAAUCCAUUGAAAGGCAAUGCUGUGCAUUUCACCGGAAACUUUUCUUUACCCUCCUGCAAGUGACCUGGGAGGAGCCAGGGGGCUUGAAAUUACUUUGCACAGAAAUGCAGUGGAGUGUGUCUCUCUCGGUAGAGAUUUUAUUGUUCAGAGGCUGCAAGAACCACCAUACAGUGCAUCCUGCAGGCAGAUUGUCUGCUGAGAUCAAGAUGAAACAUUGUAUGCUGAUAUUUGUACUCUCUAUGGACACAUCUGCAUAUCAUAUUAAUUAUGUCAUUCUAUCUGUAUGUUUGUACUCAGUACACAAGCCUGUGCAUGUUGAGAAAGAUGUUAAAAUCUACGGAGUUGGACCAAAAAGACAAAGGUCAUCAAACAAGCCCAUUACAAUUUGAAAACUAAAAGCGCUGGACUAUUUGUUACAGAACUGUGAGAACCACCUAAAUCAUGCAUCACAAGACAAAGCUCAGCUAAUGCCAACCAACCCUCGGUUCUCAGAGCUGACAACACACAUUUAUUAAUAUUCUCUGGUUCUCUUUGUUUCUUUACUCACCUCAACCUCCUGUCUAGCAAUAGGCUUAAAUGUAAUUUCAUUUUUAUCUUUAAAAAAAAUAACUUAUUUCUCUCUUUUAUUUUUAUUUGAGGUAAUGACUUUACAGAUGUAUUUUAGGGAAGGGGGAAUUUAUGCACAACUUUACCUCAUUGAAAUGGAAACCUAUACUCUCUUUUAUCCUGUUAAUUGUAGUCACACUGAUUUUUGCUAUCUUAGUUACCUACAACUAGUUUAUAGCUAAAUUAGAUUGUUUGGAAGUUCAGUUGUUUGCAGCUUUAGAACUGAUUAGCUGCAGUUCUGCUAUUAGAUGGGUUUGUUUCACUCAUGUUCUCAAAAGCCUUCCCAGAGACACAGGGAGGACAAAUAGUGUGAAUUCAUGUGAAUAAGUGUAAAAGAUGGCAGAAUUUUGUACAAAUGGCUCUGAGGAAUUAUUAAUUAUGUUUAAAGAGAUACUGUCAACUGAAAGUAUGCAUUAAGUUUAGGUAUUUCUAAAAGUAAAACGAUUUACUCAAUCCUGGUGAAAAGGCAAGUUUGCAAUGUGCUAACCCAUUAGAGCUGAUAAAUGAAAACCUAUAAGGAGAUGGACUAUCCAAUUUUUCUCUCAAUUUGGGUGGAAACAUGAAACAGAUAAACAGGAUUAAGUAACAAAAAUCAAAUUAGUUCUUCUAAUUUCUUAUCCUGCCAGUUGUCAGGAAUGUGAUAUAUUAAUACUAGCAUAGGGAAGAACAGAAAAUACAUACAUAAACAUUUUCAUUCUCACAAUUUCCUUUUAAUAUUGUGUAUUUCUUCUUUUUUGGCUGUUGGUCAACUCAGCCAAUGUACAUUCGGAAAUGUGUUUUCAAGUGCAGAACUCAAAUGACAGUGAUUUCUCCCAUAUUCACAUUCAUGCUUCCCUUCCUGUUCAUGUUUUCCUCAACACACAGUUAAACAUACACACAUACUUCCACAGUUGGUAAUGUGUAUCAGAGAAAGGUGUAAAGAACAGUCUUCAGACUUUCUGGUGAGCCCCACUUCCCAGAAGGCACGUAUGCAUGGGUAUAUGUAUGUAUGCAUUUAUGUAUGCAUAAAUAUAUCUCAUAAAUUUUUAUGUAUGUGUAUGCAUACACAUGCACCACAGUGGUGUCCAAGACCAAUAAUAACAAUUAUUCUGUCCUCCCAUUCAUUAAUGUUGCUGUAACUUGUUCAAUAUGGAAGAUUAUUAUACAUCUGCAUGAGUAACUGGACUGUACAGCUGAAAUUUUUAAACCUAAUAUCAGAGAAACAGUAACAUAGUUAAACUACAUGCUUUAUUUAAUCCAGUGUCCUACCUCUGACUGUAUCAGAUGCUUCAGAGGAAGGUGCAGUAAUUCCUUCUGGAUUUUUCGUUAGCUUCAUCCCCUUUUCUUUUGUCCUGUCUAAUGUCAUUGUUGGUGUCUCACCAUCCCUAUGAGAGACUGAUCCUAAGUUUUGAGAUCUAAAUUGAGGUGGAGAAUGCCAAAAUAAAAACCCACUAUAUUUAAGAACAAAGAAAACCAAAUAAAAACAGAUUUUUUUUCAGAUUUAAAUUGACUGCUCUCCAAUGUCACUCUCAGCUCUUGCUCUUAUAUGCUAAACCAGUAUAAAUAGGAGUGAUCUCAAUUUUUCUCCUGUAGGCCAGCGAUUAUAUGCUCUAUAUGGAAAACUACAUAUUUUUUUUUGCUUCUUAAGCCAAACAAUAAUUCGCAUCCUUAUGCAGGUCUGUAUUCUUUGCCUGUCUCUGAAUCCCUUCUGGUUUUACUACACUGUCUUUUUACUCAGGUGAGUAAAGAUCUAGAUGCUACUCCAGGUGAAAAUAUGCUUUCAUACACCCAGCACAAUAUAUUUUUCUUAUUAUAUCCUAUUCACCUCAAACCUUACUAAUCUGUAGCAAUCCAUAGCAACUCCAUAGUUUUUGUAAAACUUAAACUAGUAAGUCUUUUUCAUCCUUUUUUUUCCCCAUCACACAGUUGAAGUUUGAACUGUUUGUCUGGAAAAUGCUAGCCAAAUGUUUAGCACAGCUGUUGAAACAUACCGUUAGCUCAGAGGAGUGAGCCGAGUUAGUAAUUCAGUUAGUUAAUAUCCCUUUGCAUAUCUAAAGUAUUUUUAAAGUCCAUUUUCUCUUUUUUGAAUUUCCAUUUUUUUGUGUGUUAUUCAUAGUUGUCUGUUCAUCACAUAGGAUAAAGGAAUUAUAAAAUUUGCUUCUGCAAAUGGGAAGUCCACAGUGAUUUUCCACAAGAAAAAAUACACAAGAACUUCAUUUCUUUCUUGGCAAAAUGAAUGCCUUACCCUGCCCAAAACGUAAAGAUAAUUCAUUCCAACUGAUUAUCAAGCAGAAAUAUAUUCUGCAAAUCCUUAAAUUUCUCCAGAAAAUUUAUGGUCAAAAGCAGGAAAAGUAUUUCAAAGAGAAAUGGGUUUUUAUAAAAUAUCUUUAGUAAGUGGCUAAUAGAAAUAAAAGCUCUUCAUUUUUGUUUUUUUUUUUUGUUAACAAAUCAGAAUAUUUUAUAGAAAAGGUUUUAAAUUAAACUUCAUGCACCGUCCUCAGUUAAUGAUAGAAAUAGCCAUAUGUCACAUACCCCAGGUAACAGUGGGUUGGUUUGAGUUCAGGCAGAAAUUUUGCUAUCUUGCUAGCAUUGUACUUAACUCUUGUCCUAGUCUGUUGUGAGGCUGAAUUUGCUUUUGUCUGUUAUUCUCACUUUUCAGGGCACUAAAAUCAUAUUACUCGAGGUGCUUCAGUAUGACAUGCAUAUUGAGCAAUAGCUCACAAAAUAGCUGCCCUGAAAGCAUUCUGGAAGGCCACUGUAAUAGAAACUCCAAUACUGUGUCUCAGCAUUAGUAUGGGAAACUUCCAGUACUUUUGCAUUUUGAGCAAGGUAAAAAGCUAUUGUGUGCUAUUAUCCUACACUGUUCCAUGCUUAGCAUCAUUAUUUAACACUGUAUAAAGUGAAUGUAAAACAUUUUGUACAGAUGAAAACGAUAACAUUUUGCUCUUGCUUGUGUAGACAAUGACAUAAAUUUAAGCCAGCAGGAAAACAUGCACUAUUAAAAAGAAAGAAAUAUGUUAUAAAAUAUAUUGUUGAACAACUGUCUGAACACUUUGAAAAGAAAAAAAAAAUAGCAAUCAUUUUUAUGAAGGUGAUCUUGGUGGGGGAGCCCAUAAAGCUUCUCAAAAAGCUAUCAGUGCUAUGUGUUCAGGUGUGUGUGGGGAAAGUGGCUUUUCUGUGAUGUGGAGUGUAGCUUUCUGUAUGUGUGAAAGUGGCUUUUUUUGUGGUAUGGAGUGUAGGUUUAAGAGUUUUAAAGACUUUCAUUCAGUGCUAUAACCAAAGCAAUAAGUGGUAUUGGGUAGGGAAUAUUGGCCAGUUUUGUUCAACUCUACACCAGUCUAUGCUGGAUCCAUAUUCAGUGACCUUUCUGCCCAGUUUGGAGGCUUUAGAGAAGAGAGACUGGGGUGAGACAAUGAAUGCUUGUGUGCUUAUGAAGAUCACUAACAAAAGAGUAAUUAACUCAGUUGGUGUUCAGAUGCCCUCACAUUGGCAUUCUUCUGUGCACCUUAGUGUUUCUGUAUUUGAAAGAGGAGUCUCUUUGGGGCUGCUAGUAAGAUCACUGGGAUGUAGGUGCCUGUGUGUACUGACUAUGUGUGUGUAUGUUGUUUAAAUGUCAAAAAUACACUUUGCAGGAGAGCCAGCAAAACUUUGUUACAAUAUGGUGCUCCAUGAAAUGUGCUUUCUAGAUUUGUUUUUAUUGUAUUACAAUAAAUUGUAAAGGAAAAUAUA
Pezoporus occidentalis (night parrot) is the source of this 6094-nucleotide messenger RNA. It is a transcript of the gene DIO2, whose product is annotated as iodothyronine deiodinase 2. The transcript is spliced from 2 exons. Lineage: Eukaryota; Metazoa; Chordata; Aves; Psittaciformes; Psittacidae. Gene Ontology annotation, molecular function: thyroxine 5'-deiodinase activity. Gene Ontology annotation, biological process: thyroid hormone metabolic process. The record is from RefSeq and is a predicted model, not a curated record.